UACACACUACGUAUUGACCAGCUCCCAUACGACACAAAAACCGCUGUGUGACCAUCACCUCCAAGCAAACUGUUUCGUGUUUGCCUACUCCGCGCGUCGCUCUGGGUGUCUCGUAGCAAUACAGAGCGGUUAAAUAGACAGUCAGCUCACUUGCUCGUCUUGAGGGAGGGAGACUGACAACGCUGUGGGACGAGCUUGGGGGAGACAUGGGGGCACAGAGGUUUAUAGGACUGGCAUCCAGGAAGUUUCGAAAGUAUCACGUGUACAUGACGACAGUGUUCGCUGUGACAACAUUCGUCCUCAGCUUCCGUGAAAUAUCCAGACUUGAACAGAUCCGGCGUAAAGGAUCAGCCAACCAGAUGGCUCCUAACGAGGGCGAGUUUACAGACAAUAAGCAGGCUUUGCUUUACGGAAAACCAGUUUUCAGAAAACAGUGGGUUGAAAGAAAUUUAAAGGGAAAAUUUGACGAUGUGAUCACACAAGCAAACAGUGUCGGCACGUCACCUGUUUAUAAUAGGACUUCUCUGAAGGUCAAGGGCGCGUGGAGAAAUGUCAAGGAUGUGCGCAGUGUUACAACAUUGUUACAUACUACACAGAAACCAAGCACCGUGAAAGAGAUUGUUUGGUUCAAUGCACCAGCAUGGAUUCAAAGACAAAAGGGUUCAGAAUUGUUUGGACGUUGUAAGUACAAGAUGUGUACAUUAUCAUACAAUCGUCACGAUCUCGCUGGAGCGGAUGUUGUGCUUGUUGAUGGAUUUAACCUACACAAGGGGGCGCCACCACCCAGAUCAGCCAAUCAAAUGUUUGCUCUCUUUUCCUUUGAACCACCAACAUAUUUGACAAUACCUUCCGAAUGGAAAGACGCUUUCAACUGGACAAUAACCUAUCGUCCAGAUUCGGAUGUGUGGAGGCCUUAUGGAAUGGUACGGAAAAGGACAUCCGGUUUGAAAGGGAAAAACUAUGAAAAGUUGGUAAAAGAAAAAACGAACAGUGUUGCAUGGUUCGUUAGUCGCUGUGCUUCACACAGCCAAAGAGAAAAAUACGUCAAAGAACUGCAGAGGUACAUCGAUAUAGAUGUGUUUGGAAGGUGUGGUGAUAGAAAGUGCGUCAAGGACUGCUAUGAAAAGUUAAAAUCCUAUAAAUUUUAUCUUGCAUUUGAAAAUUCCUUUUGUGAGAAUUAUGUGACUGAGAAAUUCUUCAAAACACUUCUGCAAGAUGUGAUUCCAGUGGUGCGUGGUGGCCCAAAUUACAAGAAUCUAUUUGGAGGCGGUUAUAUCAUAGACUCAAAAGAUUUUGCAAACAUAAGAGAGCUAGGAUAUUAUUUGAACUUUCUUUUAAACAAUGAUAAAGCCUAUAUAGAACUUUUGAAAGCAAAAGAUAAGCGUCGGGUGUAUUUUCCAUUACCCUGGUGUGGUCUGUGUGAAAAGGUACACAGACCUUUAGUGAAGCAAACAUAUUCAGACAUCAACCUGUGGUUGUCCAAAGAAAAAUGUCAUUUACCAAAUGACAUAAUAAAAUAAAUCAUAUUUUUAUUUUA
Haliotis rubra (blacklip abalone) is the source of this 1537-nucleotide messenger RNA. Its product is annotated as glycoprotein 3-alpha-L-fucosyltransferase A-like. The coding region runs from base 207 to 1520 and encodes 437 amino acids. The transcript has 2 exons. Gene Ontology annotation, cellular component: membrane. Lineage: Eukaryota; Metazoa; Mollusca; Gastropoda; Lepetellida; Haliotidae. The record is from RefSeq and is a predicted model, not a curated record. Gene Ontology annotation, molecular function: alpha-(1->3)-fucosyltransferase activity.